GACCAGUACGAGUGGACAGAAGAAAUGGAACGGGAAGCCCAGAAUAUGAUAGAUCUGGCAGCCCAAGAGCCCGUGCCGGAAGAAAAGCGAGAACAAUUUCUUCAGAAUGCAGCCAACUUUUGGGACGAAUUUUACGACCACCACGAGAGUCAUUUCUUUAAAAACCGCAAGUGGCUCACUCGAGAGUUCCCGGAGCUGCUGGACCGCUCGCUGGCGUCAGGACCAUUCCGACCGACAGAACACGUACAAUUUCCCGGCCAGUCCGCUUCCUUGCGAAUUCUGGAGGUGGGAUGUGGAGCCGGAAACAGUGUUACCCCCAUACUCGAAGCCAAAGAACGCGGAGUCGAAGACACCUUCGUCUACGCAUGCGACUUCUCCGAAAAGGCGGUUGCCCUCGUGCGCAGUUCCUACCUCUAUAAGCCCGAGCACUGCUUGGCCUUUCAACAGGACAUUUCAAAGCCCAACCUCACCUGGCCCUUCCCACCAGGCAGUAUCGAUGUGAUCUGCAUGAUCUUUGUCCUCUCUGCUAUCAGUCCGGCCGAUUUUUCGCAGACCGUACGCAACCUGCGAGUUUGUCUGCGUCCUGAUGAAGUACGAAAACUUUUCACGGAGGCCAGCCUCGUGGAGGUGGAAAACCACAUGGAUAGGCGACUUUUGGUGAACCGUCGUCGAAAACUUAAAAUGUAUCGCGUUUGGUUGCAAUGCAAGUACCAGAUGCCGAAGGAGUAG
Dibothriocephalus latus is the source of this 729-nucleotide messenger RNA. The record is from the annotation of a GenBank genome assembly. NCBI's taxonomy places the organism in Eukaryota, Metazoa, Platyhelminthes, Cestoda, Diphyllobothriidea, Diphyllobothriidae.